This is a messenger RNA of Anguilla anguilla (European eel), 1502 nucleotides long. RefSeq names its product deoxyribonuclease II beta (gene dnase2b). Gene Ontology annotation, biological process: apoptotic DNA fragmentation. The coding region runs from base 69 to 1121 and encodes 350 amino acids. The transcript is spliced from 6 exons. Lineage: Eukaryota; Metazoa; Chordata; Actinopteri; Anguilliformes; Anguillidae. The record is from RefSeq and is a predicted model, not a curated record. Gene Ontology annotation, molecular function: deoxyribonuclease II activity.
UUUUUCAAUUAAAAACCAUUGCAAGUCCACUGGCUCCAUCAGACUGCUGAUCUGCAGACACAUUUAAGAUGUGCUGCUUUCAUACAUGGUUCAUUUUGCUUCUUGUUCUUUUCAGUUUUACCCCCUGUCAUACAGAAAUAUCCUGCAAGAAUGAAGAUGGGAAACCUGUUGACUGGUUCAUCAUGUACAAAUUACCCAAAUAUAAAAUUGAUGAUGUUGGAAGUGGACUCGAAUACAUGUACUUGGACUCCUCAGAGGAGGGCUGGCAGUUGAGCCAGUUUCUGGUCAAUUCCAGUCAGGGAGCCCUUGGCAAUACACUGAAACCACUGUACACAAGAAGGGGACUCAAGUCCAACAGGUCAGCCUAUGUGUUGUACAAUGAUGCCCCUCCCUUGAUGAAUUACACACGUCAGUAUGGACAUACAAAAGGAGCUCUACACUUUGACCAGUCUCAAGGCUUCUGGCUCAUCCACAGUGUCCCCCACUUCCCACCAUUUCCAGAAAGGGGAUAUUCCUGGCCUUCCACUGGCCAACACUAUGGCCAAACUGUGCUUUGUGUCACUUAUAAAUAUGGACAGUUUCCUGAAAUAGCCCAGCAGCUCCUAUACUAUAAUCCCCAUGUGUACAACUGCUCCUUGCCUGUGGAGUUCCAGAAAGACAUGGCCAGCCUGGCUCUCCUUUGUGAUGGCUCCAAGUUGCCAUGGGUCUCUAAGAGAAUGCAGGGACUGAUUUCAGCAAAAGGAGAACACUUCCUUAGUUUUGCUAAAUCAAAAUUCUACGUUGAUGACAUAUACACGGGAUGGGUAGCUCAGACCUUGAAGACUGAUCUGUUAGCAGAAACCUGGCAGCACAGCUAUCAUGUGCUGCCUUCCAACUGUUCUCUCCCCAAUCAUGUAAUGAACAUCCAGCGGAUCAAAUUACCGGGGCCAAUUCAGUUCAAAUCCUCUUUCGAUCACUCGAAAUGGUGCGUGUCACGGAUGUACAAGGACCGCUGGACAUGUCUGGGGGAUAUGAACCGGGAUGGCCCACAGAUUUGGAGAAGUGGGGGUCUGGUUUGUUCACAGAACCCGAUCAUCUAUAAAGCCUUCCGCCAGGCUGUAGCCUGGUACAUCAGCUGUUGAGACAAACUGCAACAGGAGCCUUUCGCAAUCCUUAUUCUUCAAUACUUGUACUAUGAAUUGCUUUUCAUUAGCCAAGCUAAGCCACUGUAUGGUGGUUAAAUAUUUCAGAGUAGGCUCUCAAUAAAAAUAACUAACCCUGAAAUGGGGGCUAUGCAUAAAAACGUCUGUAUUUUCUACAUAAUGAAACCAAAAUGUAUAAAAUAUUGUUUUAUUAAAAGCUGACAAUGUUUAACCACAUAUUAAUUGUUUGAUUACCAACCUAAAAUUAUGUUUGCAGGAUUCAAUGAGUUGUGGUUUCAUCAUGUCUUAAAUACACUUAUUUUGUCUAUGUAGCAUUUCUACAUGGAAGUGUAAAUAAACCUUUUUCAGCAAAUCUUGUAA